This is a messenger RNA of Hibiscus syriacus, 1350 nucleotides long. RefSeq lists its product as uncharacterized. The annotation marks the transcript as partial. The transcript has 4 exons. The record is from RefSeq and is a predicted model, not a curated record. NCBI's taxonomy places the organism in Eukaryota, Viridiplantae, Streptophyta, Magnoliopsida, Malvales, Malvaceae.
AUUUAUAAAAUUAGAUUGUACCCUAAGCAUUUCACAUGGAAGCUCUAGUUUAUGCUGCAGUGAAUGAUACAAUACAUUCUUUUGAUGUAGAUGGAAGAUUAUCCUGCUGAAAUACUAAAAUCUUCAGAACAUUAUGACCAAGUUACCAACAUGGUCCAUCCCCUGGAGGAAUCUACUUCGAUCUGCAGUAUGGAAACUAGGUUCAGUAGCACAGGUACCGAAACCGGAAUUUCGUCUGAAAGCAGUACCUUAGCCUCUGGGGUUCCAUAUAUUGAAGGUGGUUCAGCAGGUGUAGGAACAAGUAACUCUAGAAAAUGCUUGAAUGAAAGCACGGGGUUAGUUGCUCCUGAGGUAACUGCUGAUUAUAGUCACGGUGAAUCUCAUAGGGAUAGUAGUGCUUCAGCUAACUCUUCCGUAAAAGAAAAACAAUAUUCAGCUCCUGUCUCAAUAAAUCUUUCGGCUAAUGAGGAUUCACCCAGUGGCUUUGCAAAUGCAAACAGGGUUUCCGAACCAAGUAUUUUGUCUUCUCAAGGGCUUGAAGAUUCAUCUUUGCAUGGAAUACCGGUUGAGAAUCAGUUGGGCGAAGGAACAACAGUCCAUAACUCAGCUUCCGAUUCUGCUCGUCAUGCCUCUGAAUCAGUGACUUUCCAAUCAACAGGAGGUGAAUCAAUUAGAGAGGCUGUACCUUCAGGUGUAGGAUUUCUUGUAUCCAAUAGGGAAUGGGGCCAGGAAGACGGGAGUGUGCUUCACGUUGAUGUUGUGAGUAUCUCUUCCAAUAUCUUAUCCGGUGGCAGUGCUGAUACAAGUAGUCAUGAAGCCAGGAGGAAUAGUAUAAGAUUGUUUUGGGAUGCAUUUUCGAGACACAGCUCCAGAAGACUUAAUGAUUCUCCAUCCAUUUUCCUCUCAACAGAUGAUAGCGAUGAUAUCGGCUUUCAUGACAGGUGGCUCCUUGAUUUCAGUGGCGAUUUCUUUUAUGAUGGGUCAGGAGGUGAUUCUGGUUACCUCAGCAGUCGGCUCCACAGCUUUAAUGAACGGAGACGACACUCAAGAUCGGAGAUAUGGGAAAGGCUGCGUCGUGGACAUGAUGAAAAUAGUCAGCAAACUACAGUUUGCCCAUCUGGACUCCACCCUGAUGGAACCUGCUCAUGCGGUUCUCUCUCGAUGACUGACGAGUCUAGUGCUCGUGCAAGUAUAUCACGGAUAGUUAUGCUUUCCGAGGCUCUCUUUGAGGUUUUGGAUGACAUUCAUCGCCAGCCAGCAUCACUUUCUCUGUCUAUGGUGUUUCUCCCUGCCCCCGAGUCUGUAGUUGAUUCUUUCCCUCUCAGACGUCAUGAAAAGGUGCCAUUGAAG